Molecule: messenger RNA, 16225 nt
Organism: Hypanus sabinus (Atlantic stingray)
Lineage: Eukaryota; Metazoa; Chordata; Chondrichthyes; Myliobatiformes; Dasyatidae
Product: ankyrin-1-like
Exons: 45
Coding region: 105-6191 (2028 amino acids)
Biological process (GO): protein localization to T-tubule; signal transduction; regulation of cardiac muscle contraction
Cellular component (GO): T-tubule
Molecular function (GO): protein binding
Source: RefSeq, a predicted model, not a curated record
AAGCGCCAGAGAGCCGAGAGACAGGGCAGCUCGCCCCGGAGCGAGGGAGUGAGUGCGGGCCACGCGUGCAGCGGGGCUCCCUCCACCCCGGGGUCCGACCUGACAUGGCUCAAGCCGCCAAGCAGCUGAAGAAGAUCAAAGAUGUGGAGGCUCAGGCGCAUCUCGAGCUGGAGAAGAAGGAGGAGGAGAAACGGAAGAAGAGGAACCGUUCCCGGGAGCGCAAGAAAAAGGCCGAUGCUGCAACCAGUUUCCUCAGGGCUGCAAGAUCAGGAAACUUGGACAAACUCCUCGACCACUUAAAGAAUGGGGCGGAAAUCAACACGUGUAACCAGAAUGGGCUUAAUGCCCUCCACCUGGCCUCCAAGGAAGGGCAUGUCAAGGUGGUGUCGGAGCUGCUGCACAACGGCAUCGAUCUGGAAGCCGUGACAAAGAAAGGGAACACAGCUCUGCACAUUGCAGCACUGGCUGGACAGGAGCAGGUGGUGAAGGAACUUGUUGACUAUGGAGCCAACAUUAACGCUCAGUCGCAGAAAGGAUUCACUCCACUUUACAUGGCAGCCCAGGAGAACCACCUGGAGGUUGUGAAGUUUCUUCUUGAAAAUGGCGCCAACCAAAAUACUGCAACCGAGGAUGGAUUCACACCCUUGGCCGUUGCGCUGCAGCAGGGGCACGAGAACGUUGUGGCUCACCUGAUAAGCCAUGGGACGAAGGGGAAGGUGUGCCUGCCGGCCUUGCACAUCGCUGCACGGAAUGAUGACACCCGGACUGCAGCCGUCCUCCUGCAGAACGACCCCAACCCUGACGUGCUGUCCAAGACUGGCUUCACUCCGCUCCACAUCGCAGCACACUAUGAGAAUCUGAACGUAGCUCACAUGCUGCUGACCAGAGGGGCCAACGUCAACUUUACUCCCAAGAAUGGAAUCACAGCACUACACAUUGCUUCCCGGAGAGGGAACACAAAUAUGGUCAGGUUCCUGCUGGAUCGUGAAGCUCAGAUUGAUGCGCGGACAAAGGAUGAGCUGACGCCUCUUCACUGCGCUGCCAGGAAUGGCCACGUGCAGAUUGCUGAGAUUCUACUGGAUCGCAACGCUCCGAUUAUGGCCAAAACCAAGAACGGCCUCUCCCCCAUCCAUAUGGCAGCGCAGGGCGACCACCUGGACUGCGUCCGCCUCCUGCUCCAGUACCAAGCCGAAAUCGACGAUGUCACGCUCGAUAACCUGACCCCACUCCACGUGGCGUCUCACUGUGGGCAUCACAAGGUGGCCAAGGUCCUCCUGGACAAGGGAGCAAAGCCCAGUGCCCGAGCCCUGAAUGGCUUCACCCCACUGCAUAUUGCAUGCAAGAAGAAUCAUAUCAGGGUGAUGGACUUGCUCCUGAAACAUGGAGCAUCGCUGGAGGCUGUAACUGAGUCAGGGCUGACACCACUCCAUGUCGCUGCCUUCAUGGGAAACCUGAAUAUUGUCACCAAGUUACUACAGCAUGGAGCCUCUCCUAACGUAUCCAACGUGAAAGUAGAGACUCCGUUGCACAUGGCAGCAAGAGCGGGCCAGACAGAGGUGGCACGGUUUUUACUCCAAAACAAGGCUCAAGUCGAUGCCAAAGCCAAAGAUGAUCAGACUCCCCUGCACUGUGCCGCUCGCCUGGGCCACCUGGACGUCAUCAAGCUUUUGCUGGAGAACGGAGCGUGCCCGAAAUCGGCGACUACUGCAGGCCAUACACCCCUGCACAUCGCCUCGCGGGAGGGGCAUGUGGAAGUCGCGGAGGUCCUGCUCGACCACGGAGCCUCACAGACCAGAAUGACAAAGAAAGGGUUCACCCCAAUCCACGUCGCUGCCAAGUACGGUAAAAGGCAGGUUAUGGAACUGCUGCUUCAGCGAGGCGGUCAGCCCAACGCUGCAGGAAAGAACGGACUGACCCCGCUCCAUGUGGCCGUUCACCACGACAACCAGGACAUUGUGAAGCUUCUCCUCGACCAAAAUGCAUCUCCGCAUGCCACGGCACGGAACGGCUACGCCCCACUACACAUCGCCGCCAAGCAAAACCAGACGGAGAUAGCGAGGGUCCUGUUGGAGCAUGGAGCCUCGGCCAACACGGAGUCCUUUCAGGGGAUGACACCUUUGCACCUGGCAGCACAGGACGGCCACAUGGAGAUGGUCAACUUGCUCCUCGGCAGUGAAGCAGAUACCAACCUGAGCAGUAAGAAUGGCCUGACACCGCUACAUCUUGUGGCCCAGGAAGACCGUGUUCCAGUGGCUGAAGUACUCACCAAUCAUGGGGCAUCUCCUGAACCAAUGACAAGGUCUGGGUACACACCACUGCAUAUGGCCUGUCACCAUGGAAACAUUAACAUGGUGAAGUUUCUGCUCCAGAACCAGGCGAACGUUAAUUGCAAAACCAAGAUCGGACACACGCCCUUGCAUCAAGCUGCACAGCAAGGCCACACAGAUGUCGUUACACUCCUCUUAAAGCACGGAGCAUCUCCAAAUGAAACUAACAUGAAUGGAAGCACGGCGUUAGCGAUCGCAAAGCGGCUUGGGUACAUCUCCGUAACGGACGUGUUAAAGAUUGUCACUGAUGAGAACAUGAGCGCAACUGUCACUGAGAAGCACCGGCUGAGUUUUCCCGAAACAGUUGAUGAAACCUUGGAUGUAUCGGAGGAUGAAGGAGAAGAUGUCCUUGGAGUAGAUGCAAACAAGUACCUGAAACAGGAUGACUCGAAAGAGCCAGAAGAUGACUACCUAUCUGCAAAGAAGACAUCUGAUUUUGAUAUAUCUUACUCUCCUGCUGUACACAGAAUGUCAUUUGCUGCACCAGAAGUCUUGGCUGCAAAGGAUCAGAUCACAGUUCAGGCGGAGCAGCAGCAGGCUUCCAUCUCCCUGUCUAAGGACCUUGACGAGGAUUCCUUCACUCCCAGCAGCCCGGCCACCGAGACCUCUGACAACAUCAGCCCAAUAGCCAGCCCCAUCCACACAGGCGAACUCAGCAUUCCUGUUGCAACAAUGUACGAUAGCACGACCUCUAUUGACAGUGCCACCAUGGUCCAUCAUGGUAGUGAAUCCACCAGCAGUCCAGCUGUGGAGACAUCCCCUUGUAUCACACCUCAUCCUAAUCCUGUCAGGUCCAGAUUUUUGGUGAGCUUCAUGGUGGACGCCCGGGGAGGCUCCAUGAGGGGCAGCCGACACAACGGGAUGCGCGUCAUAAUACCGCCGCAGACUUGCAAUGCCCCCACGCGCAUAACCUGCCGGCUGGUGAGGUCGCAGAAGCUGGUGAGCCCGCCGCCACUGGUGGAAGGAGAAGGGCUGGGAAGCAGGGUGAUGGCGCUGGGGCCAGCUGGCACCCGCUUCCAGGGCCCAGUCAUUGUGGAAAUCCCACAUUUUGCCUCAGUGGAACACACGGACCGGGAGCUGGUGGUCCUGCGGAGUGAGAACGGGUCAACGUGGAAGGACCACCUGAACUACUGUGAAUCGGAACAACUGGAGCAGCUGCUGAGUGGAAUGGAUGAAGACCUGGACUCCCCGGAAGAGCUGGAGCGGAAACGGGUUUGCCGCAUCGUCUCCAUGGACUUCCCACUCUACUUUGCGAUUGUUUCCCGGAUCAGGCAGGACACCGAGUGGAUCGGGCCCGAAGGUGGAGUGGUGUGCAGCACGCUCGUACCCAAGGUGCAGACCACGUUCCCCCCAUCUGCGGUGAUCAAGAGAGUCCGCCUGGGCCUUCAGGCUCAGCCGAUUCCCGACGAGCUGGUGACAAAGCUGGUGGGCAACCAGGCAACGUUCAGCCCAAUUGUCACGGUGGAGCCCCGGAGAAGGAAAUUCCACAUCCCAAUCGGUCUUCGGAUCCCAUUGCCGCCCUCGUGGAGGAACAACCGGCAGAAUACCUGUGAAGGAGACGAGACCAGCCUCCGGUUGCUAUGCAGCGUUAUAGGUGGAACGGGGACUGCUCAAUGGGAAGACAUCACGGGAACCACCAAACUUAUCCAUGCAAACGACUGUGCAAAUUUCACCACCAAUGUGUCAGCAAGGUUUUGGCUGGCGGACUGUCCUCGGACUGCAGAGGCAGUGAACUUUGCCACCCAAAUCUACAAUGAGUUGAUGGCUGUGCCCUACAUGGCCAAGUUUGUGGUGUUUGCCAAGAUGCACGAUGGGAGAGAUGGCCGCCUGCGAUGUUACUGCAUGAGCGAUGACAAGGUGGACAAGACCCUAGAGCAACACGAGAACUUCACUGAAGUGGCAAGGAGCAGGGACAUUGAGGUCCGAGAAGGAAUGCCACUGUACGUGGAAUGUUCCGGCAACAUUGUGCCUGUGAGGAAAGCAGGACAGCAGCGGUGUUUCAACUUCCAUUCAUUUAAAGAAAACCGCCUCCCCAUCACCAUAAAGGUGAGGGAUCUCAGCAAAGAGCACACUGGUCACAUCUCCUUCCUUCGAAAGCCAACAAAAUACGAAGAACAACAGCACAUCAUCUGUAACCUAAACAUCACCAUGCCCCCCUGUGUGAAGGUCGACGGAAGUGAGGAGCGGCGAAGGAACCUGACCCCUCUGGCCCUGCGCGAGCGGUACAGCACGUUAACCGAGCCAGCAAUAGCCUCCCUGAGUGCUUGGGAACGCACAGAAAUGAAGAUGUCUCUGAUAGCUGAGCAGCUCGGUCUCAGCUGGGCAGAGUUGGCGAGGGAGUUGCAGUUCUCGGUCGAUGACAUCAACAGGAUCCGAGUGGAAAAUCCCAACUCACUGCUGGAGCAGAGUGCUGCCCUUCUCAAUCUGUGGGCCAGUCACGAGGGAAAGAGAGCCAAAAUGGAGAGUUUACAUUUGGCGCUGAAGAAUAUCGACCGCAGUGACAUAGUGAGUAUACUGGAAGGGUCCAGUUUGAAUAUCCACCCUCUGAAAGGGAAUAAAAAGCACACAGAAAGAGACCAAAGCCUUUCUCCAGCUGUGAAUGGUUUCACCACAGUACAGGAUGAGAUGCUAUCACCUGCUUCGCUUCAGUAUACGAUGCCGUCUCCACUUCAAGCUGACCAGUUCUGGAAUGACGUCACGAGCCUGGAUGUUAACCCCAGUGCACGCACUGACAACGAUUCCCUGAUGGAGAUGUCCGACGUCAAUGUCUGGUCGUCGGGCGCAAAGCCGCCCCUGGUGGUAGCUGAAGACUCCUCCCUGGACUACAGCAAGGCCGAUGAAUCAUUUCAGGCCGAAGGACUGAGUUCCUUUAACCUCACUGAGGAGGACACAGCCGAUUCAGAUGCCAUCAAUGGGCUGAUAGAUAUGCUCGACAAUGAAGGUGGUCAGAGGUCAGAGAUGACAGAAGGAGGGACUCCAACCAAGCUGGCAGAGGAGGUGAAUACAGAGAAUGGCAUUUCUAUAAUUUCAGGGCAACAGAGUGCACACGACAGAUGGACAGGGUCACCAACACUGAGACGAGCAACGCCCAACAUCCAACAGCCAGACCUGAAUAUGGAAAGCUCUGAAGCACUACCUUACACUGUGUCAUACCAAACAACCCAGGAGGAGAAAGGGGGGGUCCCUGAGUUCGAAGGGGCUUCGGUGAUGACCUCAAAUUCGGAGCCCUGGAAACCUGGCUUCAUUGCAUCGCAGAAGGAGGCUUGGGCCGAGGUCCUGAAGCAGUGGCCUGCCGAGAGCUUGACCCACGUUAUAAAGCAAAGUCCGAGCAGAAUGCAGACUGAGGAGAGGCACGCGCAGCUGGUGGAACUCACGGAGCAGAAGCAGUCACCUCCCUUCUUGCUUCGGAAAGAUGUACAGGGCUCCCUUUGUUCAACCCCUGGCAGCUCGACAGUUCAGCAUGUGGUUGAUCCGCGCAGCAGUUGGAUAACUGUGGAGGAGGAGGUGGUGAAUUCGAGCGAGGAGGGUGAAGAAGCAAAGAACAUUCCAGGUGAAUCGGUGACAGAAGAGCAGUUUGUCGAUGAAGAUGGCAACAUCGUCACUAAGAAGGUUGUCCGAAAGGUUGUCCGAAGGCUCGCCCCCGGCGAAGGGAAGGGAGAGACAGUGGAGGUGCUGCUCCCAGAUCCAUCCGACCUAGAAAAUGCAGCAGAAAACUUAACAAAGUACAACAUAUUAACACGAGACAGCACAAGCAGUAAGAUAGGAGAGAGGGAUAGUGCCUUGUACAGUGAGUGGAUUCAUGGUCGAAUGGGCGCACAGAUUGUGAAGAAAAUCAGCUCGCACAUGAAUACGCCAAAGCAGUGAUUUAGGGAUUACAUAAAGGAUACCGUAACUACAACACGGCCUUGAGAGGAGGAAGCAGACAGACUGGGGGCUGUGAGAGAAAAAGACUUUACAUUAGGCUACAGGCAUGAUUUCUAUAAGAGAGUUACUAUUAUCAAUUAGCAUGAUUGACUGCCAAAGCAUGUACUCUAUUGUACCGCCUAAAGGACUGAAUGAUUACUAUUGGCACAAAGCUGGGAGGCACGCCACCAACAGAAUAAGCCGGAAGAACGCCCUGGAAGCAGGGCCGCAUCCGAACAGCAAUAUCAAAACAAAAUUCAGUCGCUUUACCACUCAUGUUUUUAAUUGGGUUUUAACUAGCGAGUGGAGUUUCCAAUACAGUUGUUUUGCUGUCUGUGGUUAACUUAAUACUAUGCAAAAACAGCAAUGCACUGCAAUAUACUCAACAGCUGUCAGGGUAGGUACCAGACCAGCUGUCUAAAAAACAACUUUAGUUUGCAUUAAUGCUUUCCUGUCCCUCCUCCCAUCCCACCUUUUGCUCGCUCACCGCUAAUCCUUAGAGGACAAAUUGUGCUUUGCGGCUUUUAAAUUCUGUUUCUCUAUUUUUUUAAAGAAUUUUUUUUCUGUUGAGAUUUGUGUUUGGUUUGAAUAUCGUCCUACUCCAGAAGAGGGCAGCUUUCUAUGUUCGAUGUACGUAUUAAACAGUAAAGAGCCACUGUGUGAGUCUCUGUGAACCCUUAACUUAAAGCCUGCUCAGUAUUGGACCAGACGGUGUCGGUUUUUGAUCUCAUACGAACUAAACACGGGAGGUUUAAUUUCCCCUGUUCAACCACUUGGUUAACCUACUUUGAGCAACAUUUCUCCACCUUUGCAGCAUGAAGGACAUUCAACAUAAAUACUUUAUAACCGGAAGAAUUCUUAAUUUUUUUUAAACGUGAGCCUAUUUUUCAGUUUGGCGUUGUCUCUCAAUAUCUGGUAUGGUUAUUACUUCAGGUUUCCCAGUACUGUUCAUCACCAGCAGCACGGGCUUCAAAACUCAAGUUGUGAUGCCCUCUAAAUCCCCACCUUGCGGGAAUCAUUUUGGAACGCACAUGACUGCUUGUUCCCGACUCUCCGGCACAUUGCAAACCUGUGCAGCCAAACACUGCUUGAUGAUUAAACCCCAUUCACAGUCCCUUAGACUGGGUGGUUAAUAUGCCACUCCCAUUCUGAAAGGAAUUUUAUCAUUCUUUAUCAAAAUAUGGGCAAGGCAGGCCACACCUGUUGAGCAAGUGAGCAUUACCAUGGAAAAGUUCAGAGCUGGCUGCAUUGGUUUGUGACAAGAUUUCUGGGUAGGUUAGGUCAAAACAAGGACACUGAUGAUUCAAUCGAAUGUUUAUGAUAAUCUGACAGCAUCAUGGGGAUUUUUACUGCUGCCUACUUUACAUUUCCAAAGUUUUAAAUAUUGAAUUUAAAUUCUGAAACGAUUACUCUAAGUGGUACUCCCGAUGCAGCCUCCUCUACAUUGAUGAGACCCAUCAUAAAUUGGGCGACUGCUUUGUUGAGUGUCAAAAGUAGAAUUUCCCAAUGGUCAAACAUUUUAAUUCAUCUUCCCAUUCCUUGUCCGACAUAUCGAUCCAUGGAUUCCUCUUUUGCCACAGUGAGGUGGAGGAGCAACUCUUCAUAAUCCAUUUGGGUAGCCUGCAAUCUGAUGACAUGAACAUAGAUUUCUCCUUCUGGUAAUUUCCCCCUCCCUCUUUGCUCUUCUAUUUUCCAGUCUGGCUUCUUACCUCUUCUCAACAGCUGCCUAUCACCUCCCCCUGGUGCCCCUCCUCCUCUUUCUCCCAGAGUCCAUUCCCCUCUCCUAUCAGAUUCCUUCCUCUCCAGCCCUUAUUUUCCCACCUACCUGGCUUCAUCUGUUAACUUCUAGCUAUCCUCCUUCCCCCUCCCUGCCCCACCUUUUUACAGUGGCGCCUUCCCCCUUCCUUCCAAGAAGCGUCUUGGCCUGAAACGUCGACUGUUUAUUCAAUUCCAUAGAUGCUGCCUGACCUGCUGAGUUCCUCCAGCAUCUUGCUUUGGAUUUCCAGCAUCUGCAGAAUCUCUUGUGGUUUUGAAACUAACCAGCAGUCAUGCUACUUAAGAGAUCUUAAGAACUUUCUUAGAGCAAAUUCUCAUUACUUGAGCUCUGCAUCAAGUAAUCAUUAGCAUCAUUACCUGAUGCCAAUGGUAAUAGAUAUGAACUAACUAUUACCAUUGGCAUCAAUCCCAUUGCUUGCCUGAAUGGAUGCUGAAUUUUUUGCUCAGGAAUGUCUGUCCAACAGUUAAUUUGUCCAAUUAACUGGAGGUUUCCACAUUCUCCCUUCCUCCUUUGGCCUCUGGUUUGAGUACUUCCUGUUUACCAACACGUAGGUAUGUGUCUACCUCGAACGUGGCAGCUUGAUAGCUGCGGUAUUUCUUUUCACAGAUGGGACUGGUUUAGUUUACUUUGGUCAGCAUGGCCAAACCUGCCUGCCUCUAAUUUAGAGAGCAGUGCAAGAGGUGUAAAUGGUAACAGGCUUGGCACGGGUUGGGUCUGCCCACUAGUGUGACUACAGGUAAUUUUGUAGGAGCUGGGCUGUCCCUGAAAAAAAUAUGGAGAGAAGUAGUAGUUCUGCGAUCCCUCGAGUUAAGUAGGAUGUUCUCCUAAAGGGUUGUCUAAUGGUGGGUCUUCAGGUGACUGCAGAGGCUGAUGCAUUAUCCUCAUAUUCUGCCUCUGCGUGAUUUUAUUUAACGUGGGGAGGCUCUAGCGCAGGCAAAUGCCACAAGGUCCUUGACAAAUCAGGGUCAGGGUCCGGUGGCAUGAAAUGCAAGAAAACUGGGGAAUCCUUCACUGUUGCAGUCUUCUUCUGCCUUCAGUGGCUUUGUGAUGUGUCAUCAUCUUCUGCCAGCUCCACUACAGAGAUCCUGCUGGGAUCGCCCUUUGUCUGCUACCUCUCCAUUGACUUACCGCCCGAGGUGACCCCACCAGGAGCUAAACUCCCGAGGGCAUUGCUCACGGGAUCUGAGGAGCUCCAGAGUCUCUCCACCACGAGGUGCCAAUCCUCAGAGAAGUAGAGAGCAGCGCAAGAGGGGUCAAUGGUAACAGACUUGGCAUGGGUUGGGCUCGUCCUUUGGUCCAGCCAUAGGUGAUGCACCAGCAAAGUUUGCUGGGAAUGGGAAUCAGGGAAGCUUCAGAAGCACAUAGGUGGCAGGUCCAUUGUCAGAAUUAGCCCUACCCUUGAGUAACAUCACUUACGAUGGGGGUGAAAGCGAAACUGGACUUGAACAUGAAGUUGAGUUUGUUAUAUAGGCUGUCAGUGCUGACAGCAUUAAUAUUUUGCACUUGUUUGCCUCAAAUAGCAUUUAUUAUCCAGGCAAUAACUCCAUCAAAUUAGAGCUUUGUGUCCAAUUGGCUUGAACUGGUGACUCUGAUCUGAACAGAGUUUACAGAUAACUACGCUCAUCAGGUAACUUGGUACACAGUGGCAAUAUCUCCAGCUGAACGGCAAGAGGUAGUGAUUGGGGUGACCAUGAGAACAGGGUGGGCCACAUCUUCUGUAAAGACAAAGAGAGAGCCUCGCACUGACUGCAGCCUCUUCCACAAACUUUAGAAAUCCCAAAUCACACAAACCCAAUCAAACACCUUUGAAGUGUGUCACUGCUGUAAAAUAGGAAACAGAUCGAUUAAUGUGCACACACAGGAAGCACCCCAAGCUGUAAAAUAAUAAUGAUCAAUGAAUCUUUCACUGAUGUUAAUGGAAAGUUAUCUAUUAACAAGGACAAAAGGGAGAACUCCCUGAAAUACUUCAAGAACAGCACAGAAUCCUUUAGAUCCUGCCGCAGGAACAGAUAGAGCCCCAGCCUGAUGUCUGAUUUAUGUAGCAUUGUCUCAUAGACGGUGCUCAGGUGGGAGGUGUGAUUGAAUCCUGAUAAACAGGCUUCAUUGCAGCCGUGUUAGCUGCCAGGGUAAGGUCAUGCUUGCCCGAGACCCAUUUUCUGUUCCUUGUGGGAGGUGACUUCUUACACCACACGUUGUUAGUAAUGCAGACUGCAGAUGCUUGAAUCAGGAGCAACACACGAAAAGCUGUAGGAACUCAGCAGGUGAAAUAUGGGCUGACCUAGUCCAGAUGAAGGACUUCGAUCUGAAAUGCUGGUUGUCCAUUUCCCUUCAUUAAUACAGCCUGGCCUGAGUUCAUCCAGCUUUCUGUGUGUUGCUAGUAAUGAGACUGUACCUGAAACAAGGAGUUUUGUCUUGGAGUAUCUGAUUGGACCUCUAAGAAGGGAAGGUAAUCCAGCUGAUGUGUAAAGUAUGACAGAGAAUGUGUGGGAGGGGAGUAGUGCAGUAGUGUGACCCUCACAGUGACCUUCCACACAUUCCGCCCUAUGUGGUCUGCCUCCAAAAUCUAACAAAGCAAAUCAUGCUCAGGUAGCCACCUAAUACUACGAGCUCAGAUCCCUCCUCCAGCAAUGUAAUGGACAUGUGUGCAAAGUCCACCACUGGUUUCCUACAUGCCCAGAGAAAAAAGAUCUUCUCCUUGACCAGUCUGAAGAUAGCUGUUUAUCACAGAGCCUUGGGGAACCUCUCCCGAACACACCUGUGAAGGUGCAAGCGCACAUUGGCCCCACAGGCUCAGAUGCAGUGAGGGUGUCCAUGUCUUCAUCCAGUGUGGGGUUGUGAUGUUGCUGUAAAUAGUUGACACUGCACCACUUGACCUCACCUGUACACUUUGGCUUCAAACGUCCCUCGCUGCUGAGAAUGGAGAGCCCUCAGAUCUCCUAGACCAGACAAAAAUAGAAACUCCACCAGUGAGUAGGUAGUGCAACAGGGAAAUCUAAAACCGGAGGACACAGUGUCAGAAUACAAGGAAGUCCCUUUAGAACAGAGAUGAGGGGAGGGUGAUGAAUCUGUGGAACCCAUUUCCACAGAUGACUGUGGAGGCCAAGUCAUUUUAUUUAAAGCAGAAGUUGAGAGGUGAUUGAUUAGAAAGACAUUAAAUGUUACAGGAAGAAGACAGGAGAAUAGAGUUGAGAGGGGCAUGAUGGAAUGGCAGGGCAAACUUGAUGGGCCAAAUGGCCUAAUUAAUGUGCGGUUUAAAGUGACACUGGGGUUGGUGAGCAUGCGGUUACGAGUAGUCUGUGGGCAAGUGAUACUUGAUGCACAUGAACCAUGUGCCUUAGAGCCCCAAGGAAUGCACCUAGUAUAAGCAAUUUUGAUAGCCCCAACUUUCUGCAGAUGGUGUGAUCUUACAGCACCACUUUCACCAGUAAGUCGGUAAUUUUGCAGCAGAUUUGUAUAGGGCAGGGUUUCUGUCUACCCAAGCCAUCUCCUGCCAGGUGAAUGGAAGAGGAGCUGAUCUUCAAAGACACCAGGAGCCUCCAGGAGGAAUGAAGCUGCUCGGGUAGGGAAGAUCCAGUGUCUGAGAACGUGUUCCCUUCCCCUGCAGACGAGCCCACAAACAUUGUAUUUGCAUUGCACUCUGUUUGGUGCCAAUUCAAACAGCCAGUGACCUCCACCUGACCAGCACACCACAUCAAAUUACUAAUAUCAUGUAAGUAUAUAUAGCGAAUAAAGUUGAUGUUUGAUCUUUGAUUACCAUGACUGGAUUUUCAAUGAAAGGCCAUGGAGUGGCAAUGAAAACAUUCUGCCCCGUGGCAAAAUCUCUGGGCCACUUAGUUUGACUGAUGCUAGAUCAGAACAUGGAGAACUCCUCUGAUACUUGAAUUAUCACUGCAAGAUCUCUUGUGUUCACCGAGGAGAGCAGGUGAGACUCCAGGCUCCUCCUCUGAAAGGUGUCUGCUCGGACAUCACAGAUUGCCCUCAGAUCUACAACAGAGUGGUGUACGCAGAUGGGCCUGGGGCAGUUACCAUCAUGACCCCUGAACCACAGGCAUUUCACAAUGUAAAAUCUUAUUUUCACUUGUCCAGCACAAUUGCAAAAAACGUUGAGUGAGAUAUUGUUAUUUUUUUAAUGGUCUACCACAAUCGCAAAAAUACUUUCACUUUAUUAGGUGGCUCCUGUACCUAAUGAAGUGGCCACUGAGUGUAUGUUCAUGGUCUUCUGCUGCUGUAGCCCAUUCAUCUCAUUGUUCCACAUGUGUGUUCAGAGAGGUUCUUCUGUGCACCACUGCCGGAACACAUGAUUAUCUGAGUUACUGUCGCCUUCCUAAUAGCUUGAACCAGUCUGGCCAUUCCCCUCUGCCCUCUCUCAUUAACAAGGCAAAAACUACCAUUCGGUGGACAUUUUUUUUUUGUUUUCUCACACCAUUCUCUCUAAAUUCUGGAGACUGGUGUACAAGAAAACCCCAGGAGAUCAGCAGUUUCCAAGAUAUUCAGACCACCUCAUCUGGAACCAACAAUCAUUCCACAGGCAAAGUCACUUUGAUCACAUUUCCUUCCAUUCUGAUGUUUGGUCCAAACAACAUCUGAACCUCUUGACCAUGUGUGUAGGCUUUUCUGCAUUGAAUUGCUGCUACAUGAUUGGCUGAUUAGGCAUUUACAUUAACGAGCAGGCGUACCUAAUAAGGUGGCCACUACGUGUACCUCCAGUUAAAAGUCAGACAGUAUUGGAUUUUCCAAGGUCAGCAAAGCCCCAGUAACAAACAAGGUUCCAAUACUAGGCGGAAACAGACAUUGGUCCAGCUGCCUCUCUUACAGUAGGCUGAGCUCUUACCUGUUACUUCGGAGCCACCAAGGACGUCACAAGUACCAGCAAGUCUGCAGAUCCUGGAAAUCCAAAGCAACACACACAAAAUGCUGGAGAAACUGAUUUCCUCCAGCAUUUUGUGUAUGCUCCUCCACCAAGGAUAUCCAUUCAUCACUUUGAUGCAGCCAAUGAGUUUGAGUGAAUUCUGUUCCCAUUAUUUUCUCUGGACUACUAAAUCCUUCCCUGAUGCAUCUGUCUUGUGGGUUCCUGUCUCUUAGUUGAUGCCAUAUUGCGAAGCACAAGAAGGCACUGGAUGUUUGUGCAUUGCAGCCGAGUUGCUGGACUUAGAGCAGUGAACAGACCUUGUGUUAUUCAAUUAACACAGACCUAUGCCUGGCAGCUUCUCUCUUGGUUAAUUGAAUGCAGUGUCCGGGGUGUAAGCACCAAUUCCUCCACAAAGACUCUGUCCCAGCCAAUCUGGGGCCAGCAUCUCUGGAAGAUACUACCAGAAUGAUGCACCAUCAAUAACUCACUCUGAGACGUAAAGGCGAGAUAUCAGCUUUUAUUGACUGGAACAAGGAACAAGCAGUGAGUGACCACCAUACUACAUCCUGGAGACUGAGAGGCCGGGCUCAGGCCUUGAUCGCCUUUAUACAGGGGUCUGUGGGAGGAGCCACAGGAGCAGUCAGCAGGGGGGGUGUCCAGACAGGUACAUGUAGUUCACCACACAGAAUGCACCUUAUUGGCCUCUUUCUAGGACAUGUGCAUUUGCUCCUUUACAAACCAUGACGCAGUUCAACUAAAUACUGACCACAGCAGGCAGUUAUACCAAACCGCUGACAAGGAGAAUGCAGGAGUAAGAAAGCCAGAAGCGAUACCUUGCAAUCUGUUUGCAGUUUUUUAUCCCCCCCCACUCCUCAAAGAGCCUCCAACCAUAACCAAAAUGGAAUCAGCCUUUACCCCCACUGUACAAUGUUGAAAGAUCCCUAUUCGUGGCCUGUGUGAAUUAAUCCACACAAGGAAAAGCAGCCUUUAGGUGGUCUGGGCUUCAGAUAUUUGAACUAAAAGAAUAUGCACAAAUGCACACUAGUUCAGGACGAGCUUUGCCACCAUCUUCACCUUCUGACAGGGAUAUAAGGGCUUUUGCCUUCUGACGCUACGCAGCCAGACAACAAAGAGCUGCCGGUGAUGUGGUGUCCUUCACUGAUGGUGGAGGGCAGAAACUGCUGCAAUAAAUGGUACUGAUCAAGGAGAGUUACCAGCUUCAGUUGGAAAAAAAAGUGAAGUGAUAGUGAUGAGUGAGAAUUAUUUGGAAAUGGUAGAUGAACACAUCUUACCCCCUUUCUUUCCAGUCCUGAUGAAAGGUCUCCACCCGAAAUGUCGACUGUUUAUUCCUCACCAUAGAUGCUGCUGAGUUCCUCCAGCAUUUUGUGUGUGUGUAUGUGUGUGUUGCUAUGGAUUUCCAUCAUCUGCAGAAUCUCUUGUGUUUACACCUCUAAAGAUCCACAAAUAUUUCAUUGGAUUUUAGCACAGCCUAAUGGGAUUACGUACACGUACCUCGUUAAUCUACUUUCAUUGUUCCCUGAGUGGGGAACUCAAAGCCCCAGCAUUUAUUUCCUCUAGUUAAACUCUUGAAUGUUUAGAAGAUGAGGAAGCAUGGACUAAGAGAACACCUUCCUCUUCUGGUUAUGUGUUGGGCGUUUGCAGGCUGUAAAAUGCCACAGGCUGUCAGAGAUCCCGUAUUGCACCAUGUCAUGGAGGAACUGCAAAUCCAUGUAAGCAUUAAACCAAGGCCCAAAGCUAUUCUAAAUUAAAGUAUUGAUUAUGAGGAAAAGAGGUGAAGGCUUUCUAUUUUAUUUUUAAUUUCUGUUUAGAGAUACAAAGAGCUGCUGGUGAUGUGGUGUCCUUCAGUAACGGUGCAGAGCAGAAACUGCUGCAGUAAGCAGUACUGGUCAAGGAGAGCUGGAAUACGAGACCCAGCCCAUUGGCUAAUUACCCCCAUAUGACAAAUUAACCUUCUAACCCCCACGUCUUUGGAAUGUGGGAGGAAACCCACCCGGAGAACAUACAAACUCCUUCUAGACAGCGGCAGGAAUUGAACCAGGAUUGCCAGCGCCAUAUUAGCGUUAUGCUAACCACUAUGCUACCAUGCCCCCCCCCCCCAAACUAACAAAAUCCUUUAUGUCUGAAUCUGGAGAGCAUGAAAGCCUUUCACUUGAAACCAGAUUCUCGACGUUAGUCAGGCUAUUAGCUUGCCAUGAUUAAAAAGCACACCUAGCCAUGGGCUGCAUUAAUUGACCUAGAUGAAAAGAAUGCACAGAUGCAGAGAGACAAAGGAAGAAUAUUAGCCUCCUAAAGCUGUGACUCGAAAAGCCUUUCACCCUUCCCCAUUCUUCCCACAAGGAAAGUCCUGCUGAAUCCCUGCUUCGUAAGUCGAGGAAAUGAUCUACAGUAAGCUUUUCUGUCUUUUAUUGUGUAUCAUACUUUUAUUUCCUCUGAAUUUGUACCUAACUCCAUGCAGGUGGGGUUCACAGGCUAAACAGCUGCAUUAAAAUCUCUGGACUCUUUUGGGUUCAGAAGAAUUCACAAACCGUAAAGUACAAGGAUCAAUCACGAGGCGAAAUGGGAAAUCUCCUGUGGUAAUUGUAUACAACUGAAAGAGAUCCUACAGUUCACUUAUAGCAAUAAUACGAUGAACGCACCCCAGCUCCUUUGCACACCUUGAACCUGUGUUUGUAGACUUGUAGGUUUGGACGUUCCAUCAGCCCAGCACCCCUCCGCUCUGGGUUAAAAUCAGCAAUCCAGGUCAGCGCCUGAGAUCUCUAAGGGUACAGAUGAUGGCUCUGGCAAGUAACAGGAUACCCCUGUUCAAAACGGCAGUUUUGCAGAGGCUCAGUGACGACCUACGAUGAGGAGGAGGAGUGUCAUCAAGGCCUGCGUGGUGGGAGCACGGGUUGUACACAAGUGGGGGGGUGAUGGCGGGAGUGGUUGAGAAAGGGCACUGUCACUGUCAGAGCAAGUGGAGAGUGAAAGGGUGGUAGGUGGAGUACAAGCUGAUUUGGAUUUGUAUUAAUCUUAUAGCAUCUCACUGUAAGAAAUGCUUCAGCAUUUGCACAGAACUUGUAUCAAGCAUCAGCAGGAAUGUUUAGCACUGUGACUGCUCAUCAGGUUCAAAGCUAUGGCUGUUUAGAUAUUAAACUGUAGAAUGCUGAUAAUCAGUGAAAUCUCUCUGGCACAGCUUUUUAGAAUUUUACCAAUGCCUCUUGGGUUUUUUUUUAAAUCGUUGUUGUGAAGACAAGCCUUUUAAAUUAGAUUUACCUGUAUCAAAGAAUUGUAUAAAGAAAACAAGUUUAACAGAAAAGCCAUUUCUCUGUACACCAGCUGAAUACUUCAAAAAUAAAUUAAAGGAGUUAU